AUGACUGUGUCAUCGUUAAUACCACAACUAGUGUUUUUUGCGCGACUCCUAUUCCUCUUCACAUGUGUCAUUAACAACACACCCUAUCCCAUCACCCUCGUAUGGCCAUAUGAUGCACCAGUUGGAAGGCGUCUCCAGAAGGACAAACACCUGAAGUUUUGGCAUGUUAGACAACAACCAAGGGAAACGGCUAGUGAGUUUAUCUUAGCAGAAUUGAUUAUUCGAGGAGUCACUCUCGCUCCCGAUCCCACUACAGUUGGUGACUUUCUUGUUAUGGAUACAAUAGACGGUGACAUCUUUCUGCACAUGAAGCAAAUGCACCUGGCAGCCGGGCACUGA
This is a messenger RNA of Suillus subalutaceus, 339 nucleotides long. RefSeq lists its product as uncharacterized. The transcript has a single exon. Bases 1 to 339 code for a protein of 112 amino acids. Lineage: Eukaryota; Fungi; Basidiomycota; Agaricomycetes; Boletales; Suillaceae. The record is from RefSeq and is a predicted model, not a curated record.